CUGUACAUCUCGGCUGCCUUUCCAGUGCACGAGUUUUGUUCUUCUUAUACGUUUACGAUAAGCCGCUCGUACGCGUACACUAAGCAGUUUUCAUUGCAACGAGUAACAGCUCGUUUUAAUCAAUGCGUUAUUAUAGACGAAUCGCCAAUAACAACGCUGCUAGGAUACGAAUUUAAUUAGUGAAAUAACGUUUGUACACGCGUGGAAGUCAGUGUAAAUUAUUUAAACUUCGGGGUUGUUAUGCUGCAACAAUGAAAGACUAUUAGAAAGCAACCCUUCGAUAAUUCAACGGUAAUAUCGUCUCAACGUUGAAGUCUUGCAUGUCAAAGUCUUUUAAUUAGGAGGAAAGUGCGAUAAGAAAAAUAAAAUACAAGGCGUAUGCUUGCCAAAGCCGGAUGUUGGGUGUUGAGUUGUCGGUAUCAUCACGGAUUAAGAAGAAGCCCCCUCCAGCCGCGCGAAAGCCGGGAUAGGUGGAGCCGAAGCUUUCUUAUAAAAGCGACGACACCCCCCGCGGAACGAUCAUACCAAUUGGUGCAUUUCACGCGCGUUAGUUUACCACGCGUGCUUGUUUGGUGAUUGAAGCUUUACACGCGACACUUACACUUCACUCCGGACACUUGGGCUUCUUCGAUCCACGUGGGAUAAAUAGGGAGAUACGAAAAUGGCAAACAACUAUGUAAACGACAAUCACCACGCUGGGGACGAUGAUGGACUGACCGCAGCUCAACUCUUCUCCAACGGCGAUGGGCUUACCUAUAACGACUUCAUAAUUCUACCAGGAUACAUCGACUUUACCGCCGACGAAGUUGAUCUGCACUCACCGCUCACUAAAAAAAUUACCCUCAAAGCACCUCUUGUUUCGUCGCCGAUGGACACCGUCACCGAGUCUGACAUGGCGAUUGCUAUGGCUCUUUGCGGUGGCAUUGGUAUCAUCCAUCACAAUUGCACGCCUGAAUAUCAAGCUAACGAGGUUCAUAAGGUCAAAAAGUAUAAGCAUGGCUUCAUAAGAGACCCCGUUGUCUUGUCACCUAACCACACCGUAGCAGAUGUUCUAUUAGUUAAAAAUCAGCAUGGAUUCAGUGGAGUUCCCAUCACAGAAAAUGGCAAGCUUGGUGGCAAGCUAGUUGGUAUUGUUACCUCGAGAGACAUUGACUUCUUGGAAGAUUCACUGGAUCAGAAGAGUGCCAAACUGGAAGUGAUCAUGACAAAACUAGGAGAUCUAGUUACUGCCCAAUCUAAUGUCACCUUGCCAGAAGCUAAUACUAUAUUAGAGAAAUCUAAGAAGGGAAAAUUACCAAUUGUGAAUGAGAAGGGAGAAUUGUUAGCUUUGAUGGCUAGAACUGACUUGAAGAAGAAUCGUAGCUAUCCGAAUGCCAGUAAGGAUGAGAACAAGCAGCUUCUGGUUGGUGCAGCCAUCGGGACUCGUCUCAGUGACAAACUCAGACUGCAGCAGUUGGUCAAUGCUGGAGUUGAUGUGGUUGUUUUGGAUUCAUCACAAGGAAAUUCAAAGUACCAGAUUGAUAUGAUCAAGUUCAUUAAAUCCACUUACCCAGAUCUUCAAGUCAUUGCAGGCAACGUUGUAACUACUCGCCAGGCCAAGAAUCUCAUCGAAGCAGGAGCAGAUGGCUUGAGAGUUGGCAUGGGUUCAGGUUCCAUUUGCAUUACUCAGGAGGUGAUGGCUGUUGGCAGACCACAAGCUACAGCUGUGUACAAAGUAGGAGAAUAUGCAAGACGAUUUGGAGUUCCUGUUAUUGCUGAUGGUGGAAUCCAAUCAAUCGGUCACAUUACCAAAGGUCUUUGUAUAGGAGCCAGUGCUGUGAUGAUGGGCUCUCUGUUGGCUGGUACUUCUGAGGCACCUGGUGAAUACUUCUUCAGUGAUGGUGUUAGAUUGAAAAAGUACCGUGGUAUGGGAUCCAUCGAAGCGAUGGACCGUAAAGAUGCCAACGGUUCGGCUAUGGAUCGUUAUUUUCAUAAUGAGAUGGACAAACUCAAAGUAGCCCAAGGUGUGAGUGGCUCUAUAGUCGACAAGGGUACCAUUUUGAAAUUCUUGCCAUACUUGCAAUGUGGUAUCAAGCAUGGAUGUCAAGACAUUGGAGCCAAAUCCAUUACUGAAUUAAAAGAAAUGACCUAUAACGGCGAGCUGCGAUUCGAAAGGAGGACACAUUCGGCGCAACAGGAAGGUGGCGUUCACGGUCUAUUCUCUUAUGAAAAGAGGCUUUUCUAACAGUCAAGAAGACGACGUGAUUCCUAAAUGGAUAAUCAGCUCCGCUAAAUUAAUAAAUGUAUUGUAUCAGAACGCCCGCGACAAAAACUUAUGCAAAGGAAAAAAAAUAAUGAUUCACGUUCUGGACACUAACGUGCAGUAAUGUUGUAACGUAACAGCGUUAAUACAUGAUUAUACUACGUACCUGGGAUAUAGUUUCAUAGCUUCAAUGUUUUACUAUAAAUCAAUGUUUUCAAAAAAUGAAAGAUGUCUCUCGACUCUUCCAUCGUAGGUUUUUGUAAAUUGUACUUUUUCUUUUUUAAUAAUUUCAAUGGAAAAGUUAGAUUUUGUAUAUAUAAUGUGUACUUAUGUUAAUAAUUUACUGUGGUUUUACGACGAAAUGAUAAUCAACAACAUUGGUGAACUUUAACAUUGUUAUGAAAUGAUAUGAAUAUCCCGUAAUUGUCUAUUAUGUUUAUUUUUUUUAUUGAAACUCAAAUCAGGUAUAUUUAUGUACAUAAAUACACAUUUUUUUUUAAAUGUACAGAUGACUAAUUUUACUCUUAAUGAGUAAAAGACAACAUGAAUUAUGGGAACAGUAUAGUCUUUGAAUAUUUUAUAUUCUUCAAGAUUUCUUUGACCAAUAUUGCAUAUUAAUAUAUAAUCAUGUUAUGGUUUGAUAUGCAUUUUUACGUGAGCAUUUUAGGUGAAUGUAUUACUUGUCACUUAACGAUUUUAUAUUUCUUGUAUAAAAUACUGAUGUGUUACAAAUUGAAAAAAUAUUUAUUGUAUAUGUGAAGUCAACUAGUUUUACAUAGCUUCAUGUAAAUGUACAAGUCAAUGAAUAAUUAGGUUUUCCAAUAGAUAUAAAAAAAUAAUUUUAU
This is a messenger RNA of Phymastichus coffea, 3087 nucleotides long. RefSeq names its product inosine-5'-monophosphate dehydrogenase (gene ras). Lineage: Eukaryota; Metazoa; Arthropoda; Insecta; Hymenoptera; Eulophidae. Gene Ontology annotation, biological process: GTP biosynthetic process. The transcript has 3 exons. Gene Ontology annotation, molecular function: IMP dehydrogenase activity. The record is from RefSeq and is a predicted model, not a curated record. The coding region runs from base 662 to 2224 and encodes 520 amino acids. Gene Ontology annotation, cellular component: cytoplasm.